This is a messenger RNA of Labrus bergylta (ballan wrasse), 8822 nucleotides long. It is a transcript of the gene ralgapa2, whose product is annotated as Ral GTPase activating protein catalytic subunit alpha 2. NCBI's taxonomy places the organism in Eukaryota, Metazoa, Chordata, Actinopteri, Labriformes, Labridae. Gene Ontology annotation, molecular function: GTPase activator activity. The record is from RefSeq and is a predicted model, not a curated record. Gene Ontology annotation, cellular component: cytoplasm; nucleus. Gene Ontology annotation, biological process: regulation of small GTPase mediated signal transduction; positive regulation of GTPase activity.
ACACCCACAGACAACAGGACACUAGCGGCCGUCGGCUGAAUGUUUACCGAGCAGGCAUAGAGUGGUGGUGAGGGAAGUGACAGUCACACUGGAGGCUUGGUGAAUGGUGAAACGCAGGUGAUUUCAGCUCCCACGGUCUCAUUUCACAGCGGAAUGUUCACUCGAAGGGGACAUGGAGACGUCAAGAAAUCUACACAGAAAGUUUUGGACCCAAAGAAGGAUGUACUGACCCGACUCAAACACCUCCGUUCACUGUUGGAUGUCAUUGACAAGAGUGAACUGAAGGGGUUCUUUGAAAGCAACUGUUCUCAGAUUUAUUUUAUCUUCUAUGAAAGUUUCAUCACACUGGAAAGCAACUUAAAACAAAAAGGGAACAAAUCUCAAAGGGAGGAGCUGGACUCUAUCCUCUUUAUUUUUGAAAAAAUUCUCCAAAACCUGCCUGAGAAAAUCUACAACCGAUGGCAGUUUCACAGUAUAGGUUCUAUUCUAAAAAAGCUUCUACACACUGGAAAUUCAUUCAAAAUCCGCUGUGAGGGAAUCCGUCUCUUCCUGCUGUGGCUGCAGGCCCUGAGGGACAACUGUGCUGAGGAGCAGUUCCUUAUCUUUGCCUGUCUGGUGCCAGGAUUCCCCGCUGUGCUCUCCUCUAGAGGGCCCUGCACUCUUGACACUAUCAUUUACAACCCAUUCUCCAACCCCGCUGAUGCAAAGGUUGUGCCUGAGGAGAUUACUCCACUGCUUCCAGCUGUGGUAGGAGAAAAGGUUGCAGAUGACCAGACCUGUUACAUCCUUGAAACCCUUCUCAAGUACAUGGUCAUCCAGGCGUCCAGUUUAGAAUGGAAGAACAAAGAAAACCAGGACACUGGCUUCAGGUUUCUCUUCAGCCUUUUCAAGAAGUACUACCUUCCACAUCUAUUCCCCUCCUUCACCAAGCAUACAAAUCUCUACAAGCCUUUAUUAGACCUACCCCACCACAGACCAAAACCCUUGUACGUGCCAGUGACACGAAACAAUGAAAGCACCUUCUGCACCAGAGAUCAGUACCUGGCACCCCGUGUGGCCUUCAUCACCUGGCUGGUCACCUUCUUCCUGGAGAAGAAGUAUGUCAGCAGCGCUGUCGCGGUGCAGGGCACCAAGAACGGCACUGAGGUCAUUCCCAAACUCAUCCAGACUGUCACUGCAGGCAGUAGCAGCCAGGAUAAGGAUAGGACAUCAGAUGGGGAUCCUACUGGGCCAGCGGGGGAGCCUGAGAAGAGCCACUCCAACAGCAGCACGCUGUCAGACCGACGGCCAAGUGAUUCCAGUUUGUGUAGCAUUGAGGAGGAGCACCGUUAUGUCUAUGAUAUGGUGCAUGCAAUCCUGCUGUCCACCAGGGACAAUGUGAAUUUUGUCAACGAGGUCUUCCACCAGGCCUUCCUGCUGCCAUCCUGUGAGGCAUCAGCAACCAGGAAGGUGAUCAAAGUGUACAGGAAGUGGAUCCUGCAGGAGAAGCCCAGCUUUAUGACAGAGCCUGACAAAAACACCCAGAAAGAUGAAGUGGACGACAGCUCUAGACAGAUACUUAGCCUGGAGGCAAACAGCAUGCAUGCACAGGUAAUAGAGAGUCACGGCCACAAGCGGUCAUCUAGCUGGGGGAGGACUUACUCGUUCAGCAGCGCCAUCAGUCGUGGCUUUCUCACAGAGGAGCAGAACAGGGACGUCAAAGCUGGUAUCCAGCCCACACUACAGGUGUUCUUGACCAAUUCAUCCAAUGUGUUCCUGUUGGAGCCGUGCCAGGAUGUACCAAAACUACUGGACAACCAGGUUGAAGUGUGCAAGGGUGUUCUCAGCAUCUAUAGGCACAUGAUCAUGGAGCACACGAUGAACACACAGACAUGGGAACAGUUGCUGCAGGUACUGCUGAGGAUCACAGAGGCGGUGAUGAAGAGGCCACAGGAAAACCAAAGAAAAGACAGCUUUGCUGAAAGUUUAGCCUCGAUACUCUUUAGGACCAUCAUUGUGGCGUGGGUGCGGGCCAACCUGUGCGUAUUCAUCUCCCGGGAACUAUGGGACGAGCUGCUGGCAGUGCUGUCCUCUCUUACCUGCUGGGAGGAGCUGGUGACAGAGUGGGCCAGCAUCAUGGAUUCGCUGACGGCUGUGCUGGCACGCUCCAUUUAUGGCCUGGACAUGGCCAACUUGCCUCUGGACAAACUCAGCGAACAGAAGGAGAAGAAGCAGAGAGGACGUGGAGUGAUUCAGGACUCCCAGAAGGCAGCAGCUGUAGCGCGUUCCUUCUCACUGAGUUGGCGGAAUCAAGGGGAGCAGAGCGGGCCAGGAGUCCAGGAGCCCAUGAGGAUUCGUUCCGCCACUACAUCGGGAGCUCCAGGUGUAGAGAAAGCACGUAACAAUGUUCGACAGAAGGCCUCCGAUGUGGAAGAGUGUCAGCUGUCAGAAUGUGGAGGAGAGGAGGAGCUUGGAGGUGGAGAAAGUCCUCUGCCACGUAGCAGCAGCACCUCAGACAUCACCCAACAAGUGUCUGACACUUUACCAGCCCAGAAGAGAGAGUACUCCCCUACUUCAUGUGGCUCUGAUAGCAGGACAUCUGAGGGAAGGAGAGAGAGUAGUGAGCCACCAGUGAUCCUCAUCCGGCAGAGCAGCAGUCCAGCCGAGACAGAGUGCAAUUCUGAGGGACACACAAACUACUCUAGACCCAAACUCAGAGAGAAAAGUGAGAGUAUAAGCAGUGAGACGUCCAACGGCUACCUCAACGAGGCCGAAGGUACCUGGCAAGCCUUUGAUGAUGAGGCUGACACUCAGUCCACACAGUCAGCUCACAUGGACGUGACAUCUGACCCCCAGAGCCAGGGUAGUUUGCUUCUCAGCCACAAUGAGGCUCUCGCAGGUCCUGAGUGUUCCCUUUCUCCCCACUCUGCAUCCUUGUCCUACCACCACCACAACCACUACCACUACCCCCAGAUCCCGCCCUCCUCACCGGCCCUGCUGGUGCACACAGAGUGCCCUCUGGAUGACAACAUGCAUCAGUCUGUCUUACACAUGCCACAUCACUUGGACAGCAGUGAGUGUCUUGCUGAUGAUGUCAGCAUCAUUGCGGGUGGGACCCUGACUGGUUGGCAUGCUGACUCUGCCUUUGUCCUGUGGAGGAGGAUUUUGGGUAUCCUUGGAGAUGUGAACAGCAUUCGAUGCCCUAAAAUCCAUGCCAAGGUCUUUUCCUGUCUUUAUGAGCUCUGGCACAAGCUGGCAAAGAUCCGGGACAAUCUUGGGAUCAGUGUGGACAACCAGUCCUCUCCACCUCAGCCUGCCUUCAUCCCUCCUCUUCGAAUGCUGGCCUCCUGGCUAUUUAGGGCAACCAUGCUGCCUGCUGAGUACAAGGCUGGUAAGCUGCAGGCCUACAAGCUGAUCUGUGAGAUGAUGACCAGGCAACAGGAUGUUCUCCCCAACAGCGAUUUUUUGGUACACCUCUACCACAUCAUUCACAAGGGCGUCACCAGCGACGACCAGGAUAUUUUGAACACCAUGGUCCGUUCCUGCUCUCCUCGUUUCUUCUUCCUCGGUCUGCCAGGCUUCACUAUGCUUGUUGGAGAUUUCAUCACUGCUGCCGCCUGUGUUCUCAGCUCGGGCUCAUCAGAGGCUCCAAGGAUGGAGGCUCAGACAAUCCUGGGCUCCCUGGUGUGUUUCCCCAAUCUUUACCUCCAGAUUCCUAUACUGCAGCGUGUGCCUGGCUCUGAUGACAUUGUUGCAGGCAAUGAGGAUAUCAAGGAUUAUUUGGUCAACAUCCUGCUAGAGACUGCAACAAAGGAACACUGUGAAGGGGCAAGGUGCAUUGCAGUAUGUAGUCUGGGUCUGUGGACGUGUGAGGAGCUGAUGCAAAAAAACAUCCACCACCAGGUUAAAGAUGCCAUCAAUGUUCUGGGAGUAACACUAAAGUUUGGAAACAAAGCAGUAGCUCAGGUAGCCUGUGACGUGUUUCAGCUGCUCAUCUCUCACUGGGAACAUCUCCAGCGAUUGGAGUCAUCUCUGCCGAAGAAAAUCAUUGAGAUCUUUGUGGCCACAAUAGCCUUUUUGUUGCCGAGCGCAGAGCACUCAACAGUGGAAGCUGACAAAAAGUUGAUGGUGUCCCUGCUGCUCUGCCUGUUGGAGUGGUGCAUGGCUGUCCCACUAAGCUUGCUCCUGGAACCGAUCACAAUGCCUUGGCUGGAGGACCACACAUCCCACAAAGCCCCACUGCUGGACUACAUCUACAGGGUGUUGCACUGCUGUGUGGCCGGCUCCAACUUGCACACCCAACAGAGCCACUACCUCCUAAGCCUGUCAGACUUGUCAACUGACUAUGAUCUUAUGUUGGGUCAGGUUAAGAGUUUUGAGCCGCCACCUUCCCAGACAACCAGCACUGACUUUGGGAGCCUGCUCACUGUAGCUGAGGAAAAGCGACGUCGGAACAUGGAGCUGAUACCGUUGACAGCGCGGAUGGUCAUGACACACCUCGUGAACCAUCUGGGCCAUCAUCCACUGAGUGGUGGUCCUGCUCUUCUCCAUAGUCUAGUGAGCGAAAAUCAUGACAACCCAUACGUGGAGUCUUCAGAGCUCUCCUCUGAGGUCUUCAAAAGUCCCAACCUGCAGCUGUUUGUCUUCAAUGAAAGCACGCUGGUGUCCUACCUGCAGAUUCCUUCUGAGACCCCUACUGUUGGACAGCCCCCCCAACCUUCCUCCCAAGUGCGGGUCAUUGUCCGGGACAUAUCGGGCAAAUAUUCAUGGGAUGGCUCAAUCCUUUACUGCACCACCAAUGAAGACUCUGAUGACGUGGGAGUUUUUAAUGAAGUUGAUAUCCCUGUAUCAACUACCACAGCUGUCAGUCAAAGCGGGAACCAGCAGAACUCUCCAACAAAGGGGCUGUACAAAAGUAAAUGCUCAGUGUCAGACUGCUUUGAGGAGGAAGAAGUAGAUAUUCUGGAUAGGCUUUUGGAGGACCUGGGCCACAGCAGCCCAGAAUGCUUGCCCCAGCCACAACUUAGGCUCAACCAGCCUGCCCCCUCACCCCAUGGUAUGAACCUGGAGCAAGAGAGUGCCAUCCUGGAGGCCAUUCUGCGUCAGACUCAGAGGGAGGAGGAGCAAGUGAAGAGGUGGGAUGCUGACGUAAGCUUUCGGGCUGCCUGCCAGAAGGAACCAUCCCACCAGGAACCAAAAGCUCCUUUCUACUUCUGUCGCCUGCUGCUUAAUGACCUUGGCAUGAAUUCUUGGGACCGCAGGAAAAGUUUCCAUUUGUUGAAGAAAAACUCUAAACUCUUGAGAGAACUGAAGAACUUGGAUUCCAGACAGUGCCGAGAGACUCACAAGAUUGCAGUCUUUUACAUCGGAGAGGGACAAGAGGACAAGUGCUCCAUUUUGUCGAACAGCGCCGGCAGCCAGGCGUAUGAAGACUUUGUGUCUGGACUGGGAUGGGAGGUGGACCUGGCCACACAUUGUGGCUUUAUGGGUGGCCUACAGAGGAAUGGCAGCACAGGUUUAACAGCUCCUUAUUAUGCUACCUCCACUGUGGAAGCUAUCUUCCAUGUCUCCACUCGUAUGCCAUCUGAUUCUGAUGACUGCCUCACCAAAAAGCUGCGUCACCUGGGAAAUGAUGAGGUGCACAUAGUGUGGUCAGAGCACACCAGGGACUACCGACGUGGCAUCAUCCCAACUGACUUUGGCGACGUGCUGAUAGUCAUCUACCCAAUGAAGAACCACAUGUUUUUUAUUCAGAUCAUGAAGAAACCACAGGUUCCUUUCUUUGGGCCUCUGUUUAAUGGCGCCAUUAUUACUGGGAAGCUGCUGCCAAGCCUGGUGCGGGCCACCUGUAUCAAUGCCAGUAGAGCUGUCAAGUCCCGACUGACACUCUACCAGAGCUUCUAUGAGGAGCGAGCACUCUACUUGGAGGCCAUUGUUCAGAACCAUAGAGAGGUCAUGACCUUUGAAGACUUCGCCUCACAGGUCUUCUCCCCCUCUCCUGGCUAUCCAAUGAGUGGAACAGCGUGCAGGCGUUGGCCGGGGAUGGUUUGGGACAUGGAGUACCCCUGGGCCAAACUGGACUGCUCCUUCACCGGCAGCGUGAGCACCGAAGCUGGAAAUACCAUAGGAACGACGGACUCUGUCGACCAGGUGUCUCCCACAAUGCCCCGUGCCACAAAGAACCGGGUUUCGGGAAAACUGCGCCGAUCAGCCAGCGCUAUUAGCAAAUCCUCCAACUGAGCUCUUCAAUCCGUCCCCCUUUUUCCUCAAUGCAGCCUUUAAUCUUUCUCGAAAGAACCUCACACACCCAGCCGUGACUGCAAGAGUCGUCUUUUUAUGUUUGUUUGUUUGUUUGUUUGUUUGUUUGCCGUGUCUCGUUUCUCUUUGUUUGAUUUUGUGUCAUGUUAAACAUGCAACUGGAGCAUAUUGCAAUUUUUAAUUUAAGUGGCGAUCAUUGAUAUUGUUGAUACAUUUCCAUUUAUUGUGUUUGACUACUAAAUCUGAAUAGACAUGUGACUAAGCUAUUUAUGUUCAAUCUAGUGGUUUCAGCUUGAUGAUCUGCAGCAUAGGAAGACUGUACUGAGAAGUCUUAAAGCAAAUGUCAUUUUUGUGUUUUAUUUUCUUGUGCAGUGUCGAUGCACUUAGAGAAUAAAGUUCUUACUUACUAGGGGGGGGGGGACUGCUUUACCCUGUUUCUACAUCUCAACACUUCAUGUGGGGAAGCACUGAAUGACACUGCUGUGAAUGGCAUCAUGCAAAAACUGCACAUGAGAUUGGUAUCCAUUUAUAAAUGAGUCUGCCUUUUUACCUCCUUCUGCACCUGUCGCAAUCUUUCUGUGUCAAAGAUACCAGUCAGUCAGUGACAGGAUAAUGAUGCCCUGCUCGGUAGCACCAGUUGGGACAAUGUUUGUGGAUCAUCUCCUUUCGGUGAAGAGGGGAUAAAAUCUAAUGCAUGGGGAAACCUCCCCAGAAUGAUUUGUACUCACUGCACUACUACAUAGACUUCCUGUGCAGCGUGUCCAUGUAGUAUGUACCCAGAGUCUUUUAAAUUGUUUUGAACCAGGAGUGGACAAUCAAUGAUGUCUAUCUAACUUGUUUUUCUUUUUUUAACUCUAGAUUUCCUUUUUAAAUGAAUUCCGAUGGAUUGUGUCACGAUUUGAUUUAUGCAACAUUGCUGGAAUGAGAAAAAACUGCGUUUGUAAUUGUUUUCUGAUGUCGUUAACAUGGGCUCUAGUCCGGUAAUUGAAUAAGUUCCUCCUGUCUCUUUCCUCUGCUAUCAGUUUCCUUGUCGUUUGGAUCCGAGACAUCGACAUUCCAACGUUUCCGACCGACGUUUUUGCACUCACUGUCAUUGAUUAACUACCAUUGAAUGUUUUCUCUUUGUUCCUGGAUGUAAAUUGCUUUAAGUUUUAUUUGUUGAUGUAUAUAGAAAGGACUAUUUGAUGAAUUAUUUUGCUGUCAAGUUGUUUUAUGUGUGUGUUCAUGUGCUGUUUAGAGGAAAUAUACCGCCAGAGCCUCAGGUGAAUCUUAAGUCCAUGCACUGGUGUUUGUGUGUCGAGUGUGAGUGUGUAUGUAUGUGUGAGUUCCUGAGGGAGCUUCUUUCUCACAGUGCCUGUGAAAUGUCUGUCCUCUAAGAUGCUGUCCCACACCACCUCUAGUCCCUAUAUAUCUGAUUUUAGUUUCUCUUCUUCAUUGUCUGAGAAUAAUCAUGGCCACCCUGCAUCUCAUCUCCUUGUAAUCGCUCUAAUACAAACUGUUCCUCCCUGCGAUUCUAAUGAUCUGCGUCUCAUGCUUCCCACGACAAGAAAAACAACAACAGAUGGAUUUGGAAUGGUGGCAACGGCUGUUUAGUCUUUACUAUACGUGGUGUGCUACUCCGUAUUUUUCUGUGAAUGGAAUCAAGUGGCACCAACUCCCCCCUCUUUCCCAUGAUUCUCUCUUUUCCCAUGUCGCCUUCUGAGGCCUCCAGUAGGGGUUGCAGGGGGAGAGGGUGGUUGGUUUAGACGGCAUGCCAGAGCUGAACUCUCAACGGCCUUCCUAGCAACAACCAGACCGGCACUCUCACUUCUUCAACCUGCCUGCUCAUGUUGUCAUGGUAGCCAGGUGUUCCCCACACACACACACACACACACACACUCACACUCACACACCCUCUGAGGGCUCCACCCAAGCUGCAACACUAUCCCCAUCUGUUGCACGACUAUGCCUUACUUUCCCCAUGCUCUCCUGUCAUUCCAGCUCAUUAUCUCACCUCCUUUUGUUUGUUCAUUCCUGGAGCAGAAAAUGGGGAAUCCAAACAGCAGGAGUAUUGACAGAUCUUUAUUUUUCUUGUGCUUUUGUUUAUUUGAAGAAUGUAUAGCUAUUUAAGCCUGGAUCACAUCUAUGGUUUUUUUUAAUUUUCCCCAAAGCCACUUGAAGGAACCUCGUAGGAUGCUGAUCUAAAGAUUGUAGGUUAUAGAUGAUGUCUGUUGAAGGGGUCUGUGCUCCCCCUUUGGUGGCUUAGUUGCUGGAGAUGUUAGUUUUGGACCAAGAUAAAGAUUGUGUGUCUUAUAUACGUGAAGAAAAUGAGCUAGUGUUAGUUCUAGUAUGUUUUUUUCUUCUCUUCUCAUUUUAGAAAUCCUUGUACAUUGUGUCAAAUUUGAGGGCUUCAGCCACCUCUGAAUAGAAAUAUAUUAAUUAAUGCCUGUAAUAUAAUCUUUGUAUAAGAGAAAGAGGGGAAAAAAAGCUUGAAGAUUUCACCAUUACCUGUCAACAUAUCAAACUGUUUUUAAUGACCGAAGUCCUGCUAUCUUUAUUAGAAAUGUGAAAAUUGAAACAUUUCAUUAAAUCAAUUUGAAGUUCUA